Eremothecium sinecaudum is the source of this 768-nucleotide messenger RNA. RefSeq names its product Rts3p (gene RTS3). The coding region runs from base 1 to 768 and encodes 255 amino acids. The transcript has a single exon. NCBI's taxonomy places the organism in Eukaryota, Fungi, Ascomycota, Saccharomycetes, Saccharomycetales, Saccharomycetaceae. The record is from RefSeq and is a predicted model, not a curated record.
AUGUGCAUUGUCGCGGACAUUAGUGGAGAAGACCGUAAACAGUCAACAAUGGAGAAUGAAGUAUUAAGUAGGAAGAACGCAUUCAAGAUGCCUACAACCCCUUGCAAGUUUGUGUCGUCGUCGACAAGUCCUGCAGGGGGCUCAAGUGUGAAGAAAGGUCGCAGAAGGCCUAAUCAACAGCAACCUGCUUCGUUCCAGCAACAAACAACAGGAUUUGCGGCUCCCCUGCGGAUGUCGCAGGAGGAAAUCGUUGAUCAAAUGGAGAAGGAGCAAGAUGCCAUUGUAAUGCGCCUUUUGCGGGAGAUUGACACCUUGCGCGAAGAAAACAGCCGAUUACGGCGGAACAUGGGUCACUUGCUGAACGGCGAACCCUUGUCUUCAACUCCUCCGCAGUCUAGAAGGUCGUCGAUAGCUUCUCAGAGGCAACAACAACUCUUCUGUACAUCGGGUUCGAUAGCGUCGACGCCUUCUAGUUCCAGGAGGUCGUCUUUCUCACAAAUUGACAACCUAAAAUCAGAUUUGCAGAAAAAGCGCAAUUCGGGCUGCAACUAUGCAAUCACGUUGAGCAGUUCCACGUCUUCACCUUUCAUGAACGCUAUACUUCCACAAAUGGAUUCAUCAGCGUGGCCUCCAAUAUCUCAAGAAAAAAGUAAUAGUGGGGCUGCAACACUGUUUAGUGGUCACAUAACACGCCGCCCAGGAGGUGGCAAUGGGGGCGAUCCGCGUAUGUCCAAGGUACGCAAUCGGGCUGGAUCUACGUUGUUUUAG